GAUUUCUCCCCCCAAUAUCUUUCCCUCUCGCAAAGGGAAGACGAACAAACAAAAUCUCCGUGUAUAAAAAACUGAAACGACAUCUAUUGAAGAGAGGGUUUGUUUUGUAAGGAAAAAUAGAGAAGAAGAAGAUCAAGAAAACAUGUCUUUCGAUUUGCAGUUAAAGCCAUCAUGUGGAGGUUGUGGAUCAACUUCUGAUCUUUACGGAAGCAAUUGUAAGCAUAUGACACUCUGCUACAGCUGUGGAAAACGAAUGACUCAGAAUCGUGCUAAGUGUUUCAAUUGCGGGACUCAAAUCACUCGCUUGAUUAGGGAGUAUAAUGUUCGUGCAUGUUCUACUAGUGAGAAGAAUUAUUUUGUAGGAAGAUUUGUUUCAGGAGUCCCAGUGUUUUCUAAGAAGAAAAAUGCUGACAAUAGAUGGGCGCUUCGGAAGCAAGGACUCGUGGGUCGUCAAGUUACAGAUACCUUGCGGGAGAAGUUCAAGAAUAAACCUUGGCUUUUGGAGGAUGAGACAGGCCAAUUUCAGUAUCAUGGACACCUUGAAGGUGCACAAUGUGCAAGUUAUUAUCUGUUAAUGAUGCAAGGGAAGGAGUUUGUUGCCAUUCCUGCUGGUUCCUGGUACAACUUUAACAAAGUUGCACAGUAUAGGCAACUAACCUUGGAAGAAGCUGAAGAGAAGAUAAAGAAAAGGAGAAAUGCUUCUGUGGGAUAUGAAAGAUGGAUGAUGAAAAUAGCAAAUAGUGGGGCAGCUGCUUUUGGUGAAAAGGAGAAGGAUGAGAAGGAGGCUCAGGCUGGUGGAUCUAGGGGAGGGCGUAAAAAAGAAAAUGAUGAUGAAGAUGAAGGCAAUGUCUCGGAUAAGGGGGACGAGGAUGAAGAAGAGGAAGCACAAAGGAAAAAUAGACUCAGACUCAAUAAGAGAGAUGGCGAUGAUGAUGAAGAAGGUCCAAGUGGAGGUGAUCUUGACAUGGAUGACGAUGAUGUUGAGAAGGGCGAUGACUGGGAACAUGAAGAAAUAUUUACUGAUGAUGAUGAAGCUGUUGGCAAUGACCCCGAGGAACGAGAAGAUUUGGCUCCAGAAGUUCCUGCUCCCCCAGAAAUCAAGCAGGAUGAUGAUGAUGAUGAUGAUGAUGAUGAGGCCAAUGAAGUGGAGGGUGGUGGGCUGAGCAAAUCUGGGAAGGAGUUAAAAAAGCUGCUAGGACGUUCAGCUGGAAUGAAUGAUUCAGAUGCCAAAGCUGACAACGAUGAUGACGAUGAAGCGGAUGAUGAUAUGAGCAUGUCAUCUGCAUUGGCUCCAAAAAAGAAGGAUACACCUAAAGAAGAACCUGUUGAAACUCCUGCAAAAGCAGCGCCUUCAGGAUCUACUCGUGGAACCAAAUCUACUACAUCCAAAUCUACAAAGUCAAAUAAAAGAUCAUCUGGGGAUGAUGGUAAAGUUGCCAAUAGUGCACCUUUGAAAAAGGUGAAGACGGAAAUGGAAUCAAAGUCUUCUGCAAUAGAGGGGUCUGCAUCAGCUUUGUCGUCCGCCAAAGCUUCAGCUGACCCAUCUCCUGGCUGUGUUACCGAGGAAGAAAUCAGGGCUAUCUUGGUACAAAGUGCUCCAUUAACAACACGAGAGCUCGUGGCGAAAUUCGAUGGAAGGCUGAAUUCAAAAGAGGAAAAAGAUGCUUUCGGUGCAAUUUUGAAGCAAAUUGCAAUUGUAAAAAGGAUGGAUAAGUUCGAUGGGGCCAUCUACGUGGUAUUAAAGGAUAAGUAAUUUUUGGUUACCUGUAAGCUUUUAUUCGUUGACGGCUUUCUUGGGUUGUAAUAUCAAGGGUUUCAUUGCAUCUCUGCUGAUAUGGAGAUCCUGAGUAUUUGCAAGUCAAAACAGGAAUACGGCUCUUGUCGCUGUUAUCAAAGCCGUCCGAUAGGCUAGGCCAUAUCUAGGGCCUGAAAUUGCUGGGGCCUAAAAUCUUGAAAUUUCUUACAUGUGCAGUACCCUACUGAUGUUUUAUACUUGUAAGCUUAGGCCAUUGUAUAUGUCAAAAUUGAUAUGACUGAUUGAUUUAGGUUUAGAUCAGCUUUCUUUUCGUUCCCCUUAACCUUGCAUGAACAAAAGACGAGUAUGAAGUCUACUCUCUUUUAUCAAUCCAAUCGAAGGAAAUAUGGGUUUUGUGUGGUUUCGUAUC
Molecule: messenger RNA, 2165 nt
Organism: Papaver somniferum (opium poppy)
Lineage: Eukaryota; Viridiplantae; Streptophyta; Magnoliopsida; Ranunculales; Papaveraceae
Product: transcription initiation factor IIF subunit alpha-like
Exons: 10
Coding region: 143-1753 (536 amino acids)
Biological process (GO): transcription initiation at RNA polymerase II promoter; positive regulation of transcription elongation by RNA polymerase II
Cellular component (GO): nucleus; transcription factor TFIIF complex
Molecular function (GO): RNA polymerase II general transcription initiation factor activity; DNA binding; TFIIF-class transcription factor complex binding
Source: RefSeq, a predicted model, not a curated record